UCCUAUGAUACUGAAUAAGAGUUUGAGAUAUAUUAGUAUAUAUAGAACAUCCUUCAAGUUAUUUGGAAAAAAAAACUUGCUAUCCAAUCAGAUAAUUAACUUAGGGAAUUUUCAAAGCAAAUUUGUUCAUCAAUCUGGGUUUUUCAACCGGAUUCACCAACACUAUGGCUGAUGUUCAAAGGAUUUACUCUGCUAACCGUUUCGAUUAUGUGCUUCUGGAUGAGAUAGGCAAUGGCGGCAGCGCUACGGUAUAUAGAGCCUUCUACCUUCCUCUAAACGCCGUGGUGGCCGUCAAGUGCUUGGAUCUGGAUCGCUGCAACAAUGGUAGCCUGGAAAACAUACGCCUUGAAACUCAGACGAUGAGUUGCGUUGAUCACCCCAAUCUCGUCAGAGCGUAUUCGUCAUUCGUUGUAGAUCGUAACUUGUGGGUGGUGAUGCCGUUUAUGUCGGUGGGUUCUUGCUUACACGCCAUGAAGAAAGCUCAUCCCAAUGGGUUAGAAGAGAUCGAGAUUUGUUUUAUCCUGAAAGAAACCCUCAAGGCUUUGGAUUAUCUCCACCGACAAGGACAUAUCCAUCGGGAUGUCAAAGCCGGCAACAUAUUGGUCGAUAGCAAUGGCGCCGUUAAACUUUCUGAUUUUGGGGUUUCGGCUUGCAUGUUCGAUUCAGGAGAUAGGCAACGCUGCAGAAAUACUUUUACGGGGACGCCUUGUUGGAUGGCACCCGAAGUUAUGCAAGCAGAAACUGGGUAUGAUUCUAAAGCUGAUAUAUGGUCGUUUGGGAUAACAGCGUUGGAACUCGCCCACGGUCAUCCACCAUUGUCCGAAUAUCCGCCGUUGAAGGUGCUUCUCAUGACGGUACAGAAUGCUCCUCCAAGACUUGGUGAUAAGAAAUUCUCCAAGUCCUUUAAAGACAUGGUGGCCAUGUGCCUGGUGAAAGAUCCCAAGAAGAGGCCUACUGCAGGGAAAUUGUUGAAGCACUCAUUUUUCAAGCAUGCCAAACCUCCUGAGCUUUCUCUGAAGAAGUUAUUAGCUGAUUUCCGGCCGCCGCUAAAUCCUGUGAAAGUCCUUCAGAUUCAGAACAGUGAAUCUGCACAACAACUAUCUUCGAAGAAUAUGGCAUCUGCAGCAGAAUAUGAAGCAAGAUCAAUGAGAGAGUACCAAAAGGGAAUUAGUGCCUGGACUUUUGAUAUUCAAGAGUUGAAAGCACAAGCGUCAACUCUGCUGCUUGAUGAUGAUAAUGAUGAAACCUUGGAAUCAAGACUUGUUGAUAACUACAGGGAUGGAUUGACAGUAAUGGGGCAAUGCAACCAAUUGUUCCCGCUGAAAUGCCAAACUCUUACGAAGUCAGCACAGUUUUAACUAUUACAUUCUGUUUAUUGGUAUCGUAUCAAUGUUAACUUUUUGACAGAUUUUUACACAUUCUUAUAUCAUGUCAUGUUGUGUCAAA
Gossypium arboreum is the source of this 1446-nucleotide messenger RNA. RefSeq lists its product as uncharacterized. NCBI's taxonomy places the organism in Eukaryota, Viridiplantae, Streptophyta, Magnoliopsida, Malvales, Malvaceae. The transcript has a single exon. The coding region runs from base 165 to 1358 and encodes 397 amino acids. Gene Ontology annotation, biological process: protein phosphorylation. The record is from RefSeq and is a predicted model, not a curated record. Gene Ontology annotation, molecular function: protein serine/threonine kinase activator activity; protein kinase activity; ATP binding.